UUCAAGCAGUCUGGGCUUCUGUAGAAGUUGAUGAGAUUGAGUUUUGAGAUAAGGGUCUCUGGAGCUGCUUUACUACUUUCCUAGGAGUGGAUAUUAGUGAGGUGGGAAGUAAGGUGUGGUUGACAGUUUUGAUUCUUGAAAUGAAAAAACAGCUCUGUUAGCAGUUGACCAUAAGGUAUGUCGAUGACCUUAGGUUUUAAUCUUAAAGUAGUACAACUAUUUUUCCCUGCUCCAUAGACUUUUGCCAUUAAUGUAAUUAAUUUAAGCCCUAGGUAGGGAAGAGGAUACUGCUGAGUUACCAAAGAAUAUACACAGGGACAACGGAGAGGAAAAAACAAGUGUUGUGUGAGGAGAACACUGUACAAAAAUACAUCAUUGAAGUAGGAGGAAUAAAACAGCCUGUUCUGCAAAUAGCUCUUCUGUUUUUCUUUAUGUGGCUUCACAGAUCUGUUUUUUGUUGACAUUGUCUUUCAUCAUCACCCUUCCAGGUGUCCCUCCUUCAAAUUCAGCCUCAGUCCUGCUCUUGGAUUAUUUCUACUGCCUCAUCCUGGCCUAAUGCUGGCUACAGUAAAUAUCAUUCAAGAUGUCCAGCAAAGGGAGCAGCACAGAUGGCAGAACAGACUUAGCUAAUGGAAGCCUGUCUAGCAGUCCAGAGGAGAUGUCUGGUGCUGAGGAGGGGAGGGAGACAUCCUCAGGCAUUGAAGUGGAGGCUUCAGACCUGAGCUUGAGCUUGACCGGGGACGAUGGUGGCCCCAACCGCACCAGCACAGAGAGUCGAGGCACAGAUACAGAGAGCUCAGGUGAAGACAAGGACUCUGACAGCAUGGAGGACACCGGCCAUUACUCGGUCAAUGACGAGAGCCAAGUCCAUGACCGCUCGGAGGAGGAAGAGGAGGAGGAGGAGGAGCAUCCUCGUCGUCGUGUGCAGCGCAAGCGGGCCAAUCGUGACCAGGACUCAUCAGACGAUGAGCGGGCCCUGGAAGACUGGGUGUCCUCAGAGACAUCAGCCCUGCCCCGACCUCGCUGGCAAGCCCUUCCUGCCCUUCGGGAGCGGGAGCUGGGCUCAAGUGCCCGCUUUGUGUAUGAGGCUUGUGGGGCAAGAGUCUUUGUGCAGCGUUUCCGCCUGCAGCAUGGGCUUGAAGGCCAUACUGGCUGUGUCAAUACUCUGCACUUUAACCAACGCGGCACCUGGCUGGCCAGUGGCAGCGAUGACCUGAAAGUGGUGGUUUGGGACUGGGUGCGGCGGCAGCCAGUAUUGGACUUUGAGAGCGGCCACAAGAGCAAUGUCUUCCAGGCCAAGUUCCUUCCUAACAGUGGUGAUUCCACCCUGGCCAUGUGUGCCCGUGAUGGACAGGUUCGGGUAGCAGAGCUGUCUGCUACACAGUGCUGCAAGAACACAAAGCGUGUGGCCCAGCACAAGGGAGCAUCCCACAAGCUAGCCCUGGAACCAGAUUCUCCCUGUACGUUCCUGUCUGCCGGUGAAGAUGCAGUUGUCUUCACCAUUGACCUCAGACAAGACCGACCAGCUUCGAAACUGGUGGUGACAAAAGAAAAGGAGAAGAAGGUGGGGCUGUAUACAAUCUAUGUGAAUCCUGCCAACACCCACCAGUUUGCAGUGGGUGGACGAGACCAGUUUGUAAGGAUUUAUGACCAGAGGAAGAUUGAUGAGAAUGAAAACAAUGGAGUACUCAAGAAAUUCUGCCCUCAUCACCUGGUGAACAGUGAGUCCAAAGCAAACAUCACCUGUCUUGUGUACAGCCACGACGGCACAGAGCUCCUGGCCAGUUACAAUGAUGAAGACAUUUACCUCUUCAACUCCUCUCACAGUGAUGGGGCCCAGUAUAUUAAGAGAUAUAAGGGCCACAGAAAUAAUGCCACAGUAAAAGGCGUCAAUUUCUAUGGCCCCAAGAGUGAGUUUGUGGUGAGCGGUAGUGACUGUGGGCACAUCUUCCUCUGGGAGAAAUCAUCCUGCCAGAUCAUUCAGUUCAUGGAGGGGGACAAGGGAGGCGUGGUAAACUGUCUUGAGCCCCACCCUCACCUGCCUGUGCUGGCAACCAGUGGCCUAGACCAUGAUGUCAAAAUCUGGGCACCCACAGCUGAAACUUCCACUGAACUUACAGGGUUAAAGGAUGUGAUUAAGAAGAACAAGCGGGAACGGGAUGAAGAUAGCUUGCACCACACUGACCUGUUUGAUAGCCACAUGCUCUGGUUCCUCAUGCACCACCUGAGACAGAGACGCCAUCACCGGCGCUGGCGAGAACCUGGGGUUGGGGCCACAGACGCCGACUCUGAUGAGUCUCCCAGCUCCUCAGACACAUCGGACGAGGAGGAGGGUCCUGACCGGGUGCAGUGCAUGCCAUCCUGAGGCCUCAUACCCAGGAGGGGUGGGCUGGGGCUGCCAACCCGAUCCUGCCUGGGCAGCCCUUUCCUGUGCCAGGCCCUAACAUUCAGCAGAAACGCACUUUGGACUUUUUUGCUUUAGAUUUAAAAAAAAAAAAGACAUCCCAGGAGGACAAGCCAGAGGGGAGUGAACCUACAGAGAGUGUCUAGGAGUGGGAGUUGAGCCCUGGAAUGGGGCUCCAUGGAGAGGUGCAUAGGACUCAGCAGAAAUGGCUUCUCCCCAAACCCUUUUUGGGGGGGAAGGGAGAGCCUAUUUUAUUAACUGGUUUGGGGUAGGGAAUGGGGUUUCCUUUUCUUUGGUCUCCCUUGUUUCUUGGGUGGCGGGUGGGGGGAUAACUGGCUGUUCAGUACCGAGGGGCCAGACUGGGGGUGGUAGAAAUGCCACACUCUCUUUGGUUUAGGUUUUUGACUUUAUUUUCUUUUAUUUUUUAAAAGUCUGUGACAGUUGCAUUGUUUUUUCUCCACCCGCCUGCCCCCCGCCCCCGAGCAACCCCAUCCCAGGAUCCUGUCUUUCUGGGAAGUCUUUUUAAUAAGAGUCCCUAACCAUCCUACACUCUUCACUUUCCUUUCCACCCCAUUCAUUCUCUGAACUUAUCACAGUGUUUUGCACUUGAUUAUGUAUCCUUCACUUUCUUCUUUAUCCCAUCAUCCCCUCAGUAGGUCUGGUGAGGGAGGUUGGGGGGAGGUGGGAGGAGGGGCAGAAGUGGAAGCAUAGGAAGGAUGUUACCUCUUCUCUUACUUUAAAAAAAAAGUUGUUUGGUGGCAGCAAUCUCCCUGUCCCUAUCACUGUUAGAGGCCUAAUUUUAUAUCUAUAAAUAUAUUAAAAAGCAACUCAAAAUUGGAUGUAUCCCGUUAAAAUUAUUGUCAAAGUUUAAAUACCUAUAUAUUCUCUAUGACUGCAAUAAAGGGACUUCCAGGAGAGAGUGAGUGAGAGUAAUGGUGUGGAGGGGUCACCUGGGGUCAGCCUACCCUCUGUGCAUGGCCAUUGGAGACUGGGGCUUAACUCUUUAGGUUUUUGGAGGCUCAGGAAUGGGAAGGAUCCUGAAUUCUGCCCUUCCAUGCUUUCCCACCAUGGUUUCAGGGUUGAGGAAAACCCCUUUCAGCUUUUUGCCCCAGAUAUCCUACCUCUCCUUAAGUCUUGUAAGGGUUCCUAGGAUGGCUCUUCUAGCCAGAGACUGGCUUAUCUUUAAAACUUGACUGAACUAUGACUUCAGGAAGGGUCCUGCCACUGCAGACCAUUUCUCCUAGUACCGUGUGUGAUAGAAGACACACUCACUCUGACCUUUAUCUGCUUGAUUCUUUAAGCUAUCCAGCUUCACACCAGCUCCCUUCCUAAUGGAAGACUAUAGGGAAAGACCUCCUGGGUUUGACUUUCUACCUUGUCCACCUUCCCAUAUCUUGGGAUUGACGGACAAGGCAUUAAUCUAAGGAGUGAUUAAGGUGGCUGGGGCUCAGACAUCUGUUGUGUCAGUGGUCAAUAAAUAGGAAAGUCCCAGUUGAAUUCUUGCCCUUAAAUGCUUUUGCUGCUAUUUGUUUGUUCCCAGCUAGGAAUUCUGCAUCCUGGGACAGUCAGAUUCCACUAGAACAGGCCAGGAAGGAAGGGAAGAGUGAAAGGAUGGAAUUCCCAGACACUCCUUCCUCCUGUCCCUUUUCCUAGCAGCUCUCAGACCAGAUGUUAGCUGCUGCACUUCCUUCCAGAGGUAGGGAAUGUGUGGUGGCUGUGAGUGGUCUGUGUUCUUAUUGCUGGUAGGGUGAUGGAGUGGGCUGAAACCAUGCACUCUGGAAUUUGUUGUGUAUUUUCUCUCAGUAAAGCUUUUUUUUGUUUUUCCUCA
Molecule: messenger RNA, 4232 nt
Organism: Bubalus bubalis (water buffalo)
Lineage: Eukaryota; Metazoa; Chordata; Mammalia; Artiodactyla; Bovidae
Gene: DCAF8
Product: DDB1 and CUL4 associated factor 8
Exons: 13
Coding region: 584-2365 (593 amino acids)
Cellular component (GO): Cul4-RING E3 ubiquitin ligase complex; cytoplasm
Molecular function (GO): protein binding
Source: RefSeq, a predicted model, not a curated record